Molecule: messenger RNA, 2663 nt
Organism: Monopterus albus (swamp eel)
Lineage: Eukaryota; Metazoa; Chordata; Actinopteri; Synbranchiformes; Synbranchidae
Product: vitamin D receptor
Exons: 10
Coding region: 292-1551 (419 amino acids)
Biological process (GO): positive regulation of transcription by RNA polymerase II; cell differentiation; negative regulation of transcription by RNA polymerase II
Cellular component (GO): nucleus
Molecular function (GO): vitamin D response element binding; zinc ion binding; nuclear receptor activity
Source: RefSeq, a predicted model, not a curated record
GGAUUAUGUGUAUGUAUGGAUAUGUCUGACUGCUAAACCGAGAGGGCGUGGUUACGGAGAAGUACUGUCCAUCUAUGUUGAUACGGUUCUAAAAAACUGGACUAACAGGGUGUUUGCUUAUGUUGCUGGUCGCAUGGACUAAUUUUUGUUGUACCGAGGAAAAAGUUUUUCAGCUUGUGGAAAUUAUUAAAAACCGAGCUCCACUGGCUCGGAAAAUUUGGCGAACUGUCUCCGAUAUUUGGGGUCUCCCUUGCUACUCCACAAAGUGACGUGUGAUAUGCCACAUCAGUGAUGGAGCCCAUGACAGUGACAACCUCAGUGGUUGGACCGGACGAGUUUGACCGCAAUGCCCCACGGAUCUGUGGGGUGUGUGGUGACAAGGCCACUGGCUUCCACUUCAAUGCCAUGACCUGUGAGGGCUGCAAGGGUUUCUUCAGGCGCAGUAUGAAGCGUAAAGCCUCCUUCACCUGUCCAUUCAGUGGAAGCUGCACCAUCACCAAAGAAAACCGGCGUCACUGCCAGGCCUGUCGUCUCAAACGCUGCAUUGACAUCGGCAUGAUGAAAGAGUUCAUCCUGACAGAUGAGGAAGUUCAGAGAAAGAAGGAAAUGAUAAUGAAGAGGAAAGAAGAGGAGGCAGCCCGGGAGGCGAUGAGGCCACGGCUGAAUGAGGAGCAGGCCCGGAUCAUCUCCUCUCUAGUGGAAGCCCAUCACAAGACUUAUGAUGCCUCCUAUUCUGAUUUCUCCCGCUUCAGGCCUCCAGUGCGUGAAGGCCCAGUAACACGCAGUGCCAGCAGAGCCGCCUCUCUUCACUCUCUGUCUGGUGCCUCCACUGACUCAUUCAGCCACUCUCCUGGGUCAGCAGACACCAGCACUGUCACCAACUUGUUAAUGAUGUACCAGGAUAGCGCCAGCAGUCCAGGGGCAAGUGAGGAGGAAACAAAGCUUUCCAUGUUGCCUCACCUGGCUGAUCUGGUGUCCUACAGCAUCCAGAAGGUCAUCGGCUUCGCCAAGAUGAUCCCAGGAUUCAGAGAACUGACAGCAGAGGACCAGAUUGCUCUGUUGAAGUCAAGUGCCAUUGAGAUCAUCAUGCUGCGUUCCAACCAGUCAUUCAGUCUGGAGGACAUGUCCUGGAGCUGCGGGACACCAGAUUUCAAAUACUGCAUCAAUGACGUUACAAAAGCAGGUCACACUCUAGAGCUUCUGGAGCCGCUGGUGAAGUUCCAGGUUGGUCUGAAAAAACUCAGCCUGCACGAGGAAGAGCACGUGCUGCUCAUGGCCAUCUGCCUGCUCUCCCCAGAUCGUCCCGGUGUCCAAGAUCACGCCCGCAUCGAGCAGCUCCAAGAUCAUCUGACAGAGGUACUGCAGGCCUACAUCCGUGUCAAUCGCCCAGGUGGACACCUCCUCUAUGCCAAGAUGAUCCAGAAGCUGGCCGACCUGCGCAGCCUGAACGAGGAGCACUCCAAGCAGUACCGCGCACUCUCCUUCCAGCCUGAGCACAGCAUGCAGCUCACCCCACUGGUGCUGGAAGUGUUUGGCAGUGAAGUGUCAUAGCAGAGAAGGAGGCGCAUACAUCUACAUCCUCAUUGCACACAAGAUGGUUAACCAACCCUUAUCACCGUUUCCCCCAGAUAACCCAGCCCUUGUACAACCCUGGACAUGUGAGCAAGUAAUCUUCAUCUCUUCAUCAUUGACCAUCCUCCUCUUCCUCCCCAUGACUUCAGUGAGCAAGACUCCGAUGCCUGGAUUUGUAGAUUCAAGACACCUAAAGAGGCUGUGGGUUUCUGCAGCCCUUGGAUAGGGUUCACAGUCACAGUGCAUUACUUGACAUUGUGCAGUUAUCCUGAGUCAUAGACAUCUGCAACAGAUGGACACCCUGAUCCUCUUCACAUCCACAAAAUCCACAUUUGCCUUUCCUCAUCACUGCCUUUCCCUUGACGUCCCUUCUAGAUUCCUGUCUUCUUUUUUUUAACAGUGGAGACAGCUUGGAGCCAGGACAUAACUGUCACAUGUUUUCUUUUUUUACAAUCAUAAUAUUGCUUUAUGUUCACAUCUUCAUGAUGACAACAUGACAAACAAGUGUAGGUAGACAAAUUUACAUUUAUUAACCCUGCUGGCACUUGUGAGGUAUGGAUAAUUUGCCAGCAGUGUUACUAUACCAGUGUUAGCUAGCAAAAAAAAAUACUGUAGAUUUACAGUUUGUUGACAGCAAAGGCAUCCAAAUAUAAUUAACAGCCCAGCCAUGGGCAGGAUUACAAUAAUGUUUUGGAAAUACUCAGUUUACUGGAUUAAGAAGGGAGUCCAGCAGGUCUGUUUUCCUGCUUAGUGUACGUGCAAGGAGAAAUUUCACAUGGUCAGAUGAAGUCAGGAAAGGUAGUGCUCUAUGAGUCAAAAGUUUGAACACACUUUCCCCAUUCAUGUCAGUGGGAAAGCAUGUCCCAACGUUUGACUGGUAGUGAAUAAGAAUGAAUGUUUAUGUUCAGGGAUUGUGAGAAGAAAGAUUAGGUUUGGUGGAAUGAGUGAAGGAGGCUGGAUAGAUGGAGGAAGAUGCUAUGGUUGCAGAUCUCUGUUCACAAGACAAAAGGGAAUUUCACAAAAGAAUGUAUGUUUAAUGCUAUAUACACAUAAAUGAUACAUAUAAGCUGAUAUAUAUAUAUAUAUAUUUA